UUGCUCCCCUGCUCUUUCCCAGAGAAGACAAACUUUUCUCUCUCUUCUCUCUUCUGUUUGUUUCUCUCUCUAGAUUUCAGAAUGCAAGAGCCGGCGACGAGCUCCCUCCCUUCCAGCAGUGAGAGGUCCUCUAGUUCCGCUCCUCAGAUGGAAACUAAAGAAGGAAUGGAGAGUGAUGAAGAGAUCCGUAGAGUGCCGGAGUUCGGGGGGGAGAUGGCGGGUCCGUCCACUUCCGGUAGGGAGGCCGGUUCAGCAGCAGGAACGGACCGGGCUCAGGCCGCUACCCAAGCUGGACAGCGGAAGCGUGGGAGGAGCCCUGCGGACAAGGAGCACAAGCGGCUCAAAAGGUUACUGAGGAAUAGAGUGUCAGCUCAGCAGGCCAGGGAGAGGAAGAAGGCUUAUUUGAAUGAUUUGGAGGCUAAAGUUAAGGACUUGGAGAAGAAGAACUCUGAGCUGGAGGAGAGACUCUCCACUCUCCAGAACGAGAACCAGAUGCUUAGACAUAUAUUAAAAAACACAACAGUGAGUAGGAGAGGAACCAGCAGUGGUGCCUCUGGUGAAGGCUUGUAGAAUUAAAAGUCAGAGAAAAGAUUAAGUGAUGAACUUCGUCAAUUUUAGGCAGUUUAGUCAAUCUCAGUGUUUAGCAGUGUGAGGUAAUCCCCGUCACAGAUUGUUGUAGUUCUUGUUGUUUCUCUGUCAUGUACCUGUUGUGCACGUGUUCUUCUAUUCGGAGUUGAAAGAUUAAGAGAUUAUCUAUCAUGGUUUGCUGUUGUGAACUCUUUAGUAAUGUAAUAUGAUGAUUUCACUCUAAUGAGAUCUAGUGCUUUAGUGGUAA
Messenger RNA from Dioscorea cayenensis subsp. rotundata (Guinea yam), 835 nucleotides. Its product is annotated as transcription factor HY5-like. Gene Ontology annotation, molecular function: DNA-binding transcription factor activity, RNA polymerase II-specific. The record is from RefSeq and is a predicted model, not a curated record. Gene Ontology annotation, cellular component: nucleus. Lineage: Eukaryota; Viridiplantae; Streptophyta; Magnoliopsida; Dioscoreales; Dioscoreaceae. The transcript has 4 exons. Bases 82 to 570 code for a protein of 162 amino acids. Gene Ontology annotation, biological process: response to red light; response to far red light; positive regulation of transcription by RNA polymerase II.